AUGUUUAUCGCUUUCGCUCCAUAUGCUCCGCCCCUUGGCUCACGCUCUCUUCAAACUCCACAGGGCAAGGUCGCCGAGUUGCGCCAGGAGCUUCAUAGCGGCGGCAAGAAAGAUAAGAACUACUCCGCCAAAAAGAUCGCCUUGAAGAAGAUCGUCGCCAAUAUGACCAUGAGCAAUAAUGAUAUGGUUGCGCUAUUCCCCGACGUGAUCGAGUGCAUGAACCUACCGAGUUUGGAGAUCAAGAAGAUGUGCUUCCUCUUCCUGGUCAACUACUCGAGAAUGAAACCCGAAGUCGCGAUGAAGGCGCUGCCGAUUCUAGUUGAUGACAUGGAAGACACAAACCCGCUCGUGCGCGCCCUCGCCCUAAGAACCAUUUCAUACGUCCAUGUGCGCGAGUUUGUCGAGGCAACGUUCCAACCGCUGAAGCGCCUGAUGCAAGAUAACGAUCCAUAUGUUCGUAAGACAGCUGCCUUUUGCGUCGCGAAGCUGUACGAGCACGAUAAGAAGACGGUCGAGAACUCCGAUUUGAUUGACCGGCUCAAUCGGAUGUUGAAAGAUGAGAACCCGACCGUCGUGUCGAGCGUUCUGGCCUCCUUGUGCGAUAUCUGGGGUCGCAGUGAAUCGAUCUCUCUUACCAUCGACUAUGUCAGCGCUUCAAAACUAGUUUCGAUCUUGCCUGACUGCUCUGAAUGGGGCCAAAGUUAUAUCCUUGAGGCCUUGAUGUCUUAUGUGCCUCAGGACACUGCCGAGGCGCUCCUGCUGGCAGAGCGAGUUGCCCCACGCCUUUCUCACCAAAAUUCUGCUGUCGUUCUUACUGCUUGCCGAGUUAUUCUCUACCUUAUGAACUAUAUCGCCGACGAAAAGCACAUCACUUCGUUAUGUCGCAAGCUAUCACCACCUCUUGUUACACUUCUCUCCAAACCGCCAGAGGUCCAGUAUCUGGCACUUCGAAAUGCUAUCCUGAUUCUGCAGAAAAGACCGGAAGUCCUGCGCAACGAUAUCAGGGUGUUCUUCUGCAAUUACAACGACCCAAUCUAUGUCAAGGUGACGAAGCUGGAGUUGAUGUUCAUGUUGACGACGAAGGACAAUAUCUCGAUUGUUCUGGCUGAGCUUCGAGAGUAUGCCACGGAGAUCGAUGUCCAUUUCGUUCGCAAGGCAGUGCGCGCCAUUGGAAAGCUGGCCAUUAAGAUCGAGUCUGCUGCAAAGCAGUGCAUUGAUACGCUGUUGGAGCUUGUGGGCGCCAAGAUUCCAUACAUCGUUCAAGAGGCAACGGUUGUGAUCCGCAACAUCUUCCGCAAGUAUCCCAACCAGUAUGAGAGCAUCAUCAGCCACGUGAUCCGCAACAUUGACGACCUUGACGAGCCCGAAGCAAAGGCAGCCGUCAUCUGGAUCAUCGGUCAGUAUGCAGAUCGUAUUGAGAACUCGGAUGGGCUCCUACAGGAUUACUUGGCCACAUUCCACGACGAAACGGUCGAAGUGCAGCUGGCCCUGCUUACGGCUACCGUCAAGCUGUUCAUCCAGCGGCCCACCAAGGGUCAACAACUCGUUCCGCAGGUACUUAAGUGGUGCACGGAAGAGACUGAUGACCCCGACCUCCGUGAUCGAGGAUACAUGUAUUGGCGUUUGCUGUCCACCGACCCAGCCACCGCCAAGCAAGUUGUCAUGGGCCAGAAGCCCCCCAUCACAGCCGAGAGCGAGAAACUUGACCCACGCACUUUGGAAGAACUUUGCCUCAACGUUGGCACCCUGGCUACGGUCUACCUCAAGCCCAUUCACCAGGUCUUCCGCGCCGCACGACCUCGCAGACUCCAACACAGUCCAGCCUUGCAACGGCCCCGGGUCGAGGACGGUACCGCUAGCAUGCUAGAGUACAACCCACCUACCGCCAGCAUGGCUUCCGCAUCAACCAGCAACAGCGGCCUCGCCACCAUCACCACGACGGGUAACCCUAUUAGCCCUAUCAAUGCCCCUCCUCCCCCGACAUUCCCGCUCGACCCCAACGCAACUGGUGGUGGGGCUGGUGCUAAUGCUAUUAAUGCAGCCGAUAGCUACUUCAAUGGUAUCGGUUCUCAGCACAUGGCCGCGAUGGAUCUGGGUGGACGUGGAGACGGUGGAGCAGGAAGCGGCGGCGCGCCUCAGUCGCAGUUUGUGGUCACCCAGAACCAGCAACAGGGGUAUCAGCCACAGUAUGCUGGCGGUGCUGCUACGGGCGAGUUGCUGCUGCUUGCAGUGGAAACCGUCCAUACAUUCCGGGAGUCAGACCCAACUUCUGGACAACGCCUUGUGAUCAGAUUGGAGCAUUGGCAGCGGCAGAAAAGGAUCGGAAAAGGUGGAUAUGGUAGCGUCUGGCUAGAGAAGCGCAUUAAAGGUGGGCGAUCAGGAGUUACAGCUCACGGUAGCCCAGUCCGAGCCGUCAAGCAGAUUGACUUGGACACGCGAUUCGAGCCUAUUGAUUAUAAUCGUGAGUUGGAGGCAAUUGCCAAGUUCUCACAUUCUCGUUAUGAACGAUGCUUCGUCAAGUCAUUCGGCUGGUACGAAGGGCCUGGCCAGCUCUUCAUAGCAAUGGAAUACCUCGAAAUUGGCGACCUGUUCACGUAUCUAUAUCACAAGCCAUCACUGCCAGAGAAUGAGGUAAAAGAAAUUGCCUACCAGAUUCUUGAUGGUCUGAAUAUGAUGCAUGAAAAUGGGUUUUCUCACCGAGACCUCAAACCAGAGAAUAUACUCAUUAAAUCGCAUCCUCCAGCUGAGUGGUGGAUUAAGCUGGCAGACUUUGGUCUCACCAAACGCAUACAAGAGGGCCAUAAGCCAUCGACGAUACAGGGUACCCCAAGAUAUUUUGCCCCUGAACUUUGGGGCUUUACUGAGCGGGGCAGUGCGUAUGCCACUGACAUUUGGGCCCUCGGAGAGAUUCUAUUCGAGAUCCUCACCAAAAAACCUGCGUUUACUACAGCAUUGCUUGCAAGCUACAAAGCCCAGCACCAAUUCCCCAUCACCAAGCUCAGGGACGUCGGUGUCAGUCAACAAGGCAUCGACUUUCUGCUUUCACUUAUGUGCCCCUAUCCCAAUGAUCGAACAACGGCUUCAUCUGCUCUGUCAAACGUGUGGAUACAAUCAGUGAUCCCUGCCCCAAAGUCCACAACGCCCUUUGAAGACAAACCACAGGUUCCCAGUCCAGUUCCAACGUUAACCGAAAGUUUUGCGUCAUGGAAUACAAGAUCUUCUACAGAAGCGCCGCAGACUGUCAUUCACAGCAUGCCUGAUUCAAUAACAACGCCAUAUCUGGUAAACUAUACCCAAGGGAAGACCUGUACAGCACAGCAGAGAGAGGCUUCUUCUUCUUCUUCUUCUCUGAGGACUACGAGACCACAGCCUAUGGAUAGUCAAAUCGGGACCCUUACGCCCAGCCUUUGCCUUUUCGAAGUCCUGCAAGAGAGGGCUCUCUCACUAGUCAAUCAGCAUCAAAACGAAAAGGCAGAGAGCAUAUUCCGUCGAGCUCUUCAUGGGCGGGAGAAAGAAUUAGGCUAUGAUCAUAAAGACACACUCGAUUCUGUUUAUUGGCUUAGCAUCUGCCUCCAAAACCAGCAUCGGUUCAAAGAGGCCGAGGCUAUGUUUCGACGAGCUCUCCAGGGACAAGAGCAAGUGUUAGGUAAUGAUCAUAGGGACACACUCAAUUCCGUUUAUUGGCUUGGAGUAUGCCUCCAAAACCAGAAUCGGCACGGAGAAGCCGAGAUUAUGCUUCGACAAGCUCUCCAAAGACGAGAGGAAGUGCUAGGUAGUGAUCAUAAGGAUACACUCAGGUCUGUACAUUGGCUUGGUGUAUGCCUCGGUCAACUGCAUCGGUUCAAAGAGGCUGAGGCUAUGUUUCGGCGAGCUCUCCAAGGGCGAGAGCAAGUGCUAGGUAAUGAUCAUAAGCACACGCUCGAAUCUCUUCACGAGCUUGGUCUUUCCCUCUAUGACCAGCAUCGGCUCACAGAGGCCGUGGCUAUGUUUCAACGAGCUCUCCAAGGGCGAGAGCAAGUGCUAGGUAAUAAUCAUAGCGACACACUCAAUUCUGUUCAUUGGCUUGGUGUAUGCCUCGUUUAUCUGCAUCGGUUCAAAGUGGCCGAAGCCAUGUUUCGGCGAGCUCUUCAAGGGCGAGAGCAAGUGCUAGGUCAUAUUCAUAAGCACACACUCGAAUCUCUUCAUGAGCUUGGUCUUUGCCUCUAUAACCAGCAUCGGUUCGUAGAGGCCGAGGCCAUUUUUCGACGAGCUCUUCAAUGGCGAGAGAAGGUGCUAGGCCAUGAUCACGAAGCCACACUCUCCUCCAAAUAUUACAUGGAACUGUCCUAUAAGCACUACCAUUAA
Penicillium subrubescens is the source of this 4344-nucleotide messenger RNA. Its product is annotated as putative AP-2 adaptor complex subunit beta. NCBI's taxonomy places the organism in Eukaryota, Fungi, Ascomycota, Eurotiomycetes, Eurotiales, Aspergillaceae. Gene Ontology annotation, cellular component: membrane coat. Gene Ontology annotation, molecular function: ATP binding; protein kinase activity; protein binding. The record is from RefSeq and is a predicted model, not a curated record. Gene Ontology annotation, biological process: intracellular protein transport; vesicle-mediated transport; protein phosphorylation. The coding region runs from base 1 to 4344 and encodes 1447 amino acids. The transcript has 7 exons.